Molecule: messenger RNA, 1281 nt
Organism: Colletotrichum navitas
Lineage: Eukaryota; Fungi; Ascomycota; Sordariomycetes; Glomerellales; Glomerellaceae
Product: formamidopyrimidine-DNA glycosylase domain-containing protein
Exons: 4
Coding region: 1-1281 (426 amino acids)
Biological process (GO): base-excision repair
Cellular component (GO): nucleus
Molecular function (GO): DNA N-glycosylase activity; DNA-(apurinic or apyrimidinic site) endonuclease activity; damaged DNA binding
Source: RefSeq, a predicted model, not a curated record
AUGCCUGAAAUUGCCGAAGUCGCCCGGUGCGUGCACUUCCUGCGCCACCAUCUCCUCGGUAAGACGAUCGCCAAGGUCUCUGCCCCUGAUGAUGCCAAUGUCUUUGGGAAGGUCGGAACCAGCGGCCCGGCGUUCGAGAAGGCUCUGAAAGGCCGGAAGGUUGUGUCUGUGGGAAGUCAGGGGAAAUACUUUUGGAUAACCUUUGAUAAGCCCCCUCACGCGGUGAUGCACUUGGGUAUGACGGGCUGGAUCCACAUCAAGGGCGACAAGACGGCCUACACAAACUACUACAAGAAGAUGAAGGACGGCGAGGCCGACGUCUGGCCGCCAAAGUACUGGAAGUUCCAGCUCGAGACGGACGACAAACCCCCCGUCGCCGCCGCCUUCACCGACCCCCGCCGCUUCGGCCGCAUCCGCCUCGUGGACUGCCCCGGCGCCGACAUCCGCAAGCACUCGCCGCUGAAGGAGAACGGGCCGGACCCGGUCGUCGAUGUCGACGUCUUCACCGAGGCCUACCUCGCCGGCAAGAUGCGCGCGCGCCACGUCCCCGUCAAGGCGCUGCUGCUGGACCAGUCCCACAUCAGCGGCAUCGGCAACUGGGUCGCCGACGAGGUGCUCUACCAGGCGAGGCUGCACCCUGAGCAGUACUGCGACAGCUUCGACGCGGCCGAGGUCGCGCGGUUAUACGAGGCGGUGCGGUUCGUGUGCCAGACGGCCGUCGACAAGCUCGGCGACUCGGACGAGUUCCCCGCCGACUGGCUGUUCAACUACCGCUGGGGCAAGGGGAGCAAGGGCGCGGCGUCGGCGCUGCCGAACGGCGACAAGAUCGCCUUUGUCACCGUCGGCGGGCGCACGAGCUGCUACGCGCCAGGGAGGCAGAAAAAGACUGGGCAGAUCGUGCCCUCGGCCAAGGAGGAGCCCGUCAGCGGGGACGAGGAGGCGCAGCCCAAGGCCGUUCCGAAGAAGAAGUUCGGCAAGAGGCAAGCGCAAGCGCGCGAAAGCGAAGACGAGAAGCCGACCAAGAAGGCACGCGGUGGCAGGGGUCCCGCGCAGGCAAAGCCCGGCUCGGAGAUGAAGCAAAAGGGUGAGGAUAAGGGGGAGGAGUCGUCUCCCGAACCUCCCGAAGCUCCGUCAAACAGGAAACCGAGGGGACCCAGAGCCGCAGAGAAAGCCAAAAAGGUCCCGUCAAGAACCAAGAAGACAGCCGCGAAAGACAAGACGGCGGAGACGCAGACCGGGGACGCGGGUAGCAGGCGGAGAUCCCUUCGAUUGAAGAAAUAA